Molecule: messenger RNA, 2009 nt
Organism: Argiope bruennichi
Lineage: Eukaryota; Metazoa; Arthropoda; Arachnida; Araneae; Araneidae
Product: zinc finger and BTB domain-containing protein 14-like
Exons: 7
Coding region: 99-1853 (584 amino acids)
Biological process (GO): regulation of transcription by RNA polymerase II
Cellular component (GO): nucleus
Molecular function (GO): protein binding
Source: RefSeq, a predicted model, not a curated record
AGUAGCAUUAUAGUUUCGUUUUAGUCCCUUUCAUCGCCGUCGCUGUUCGAUUUGAAAAUUCAACGCUCUCCGGAGAUAUAUCUCACACGCAUUAUCAAAUGGAGACGGAACUUUACUGUUUGAAAUGGAACAAUCAUCAUUCAAACAUCUUAGAUUCCUUUGGAAAUCUUUUGAGUGAUGAAGCCUUAUGCGAUGUUACUAUAGCUUGUGAGGGUUUAAGUUUAAAAGCCCACAAAUUAGUGUUAUCUGCUUCCAGUACAUUUUUUCAUAAUCUUUUUUUACAAAACCCAUGUACUCAUCCAAUAAUUAUUAUUCCAGAUCUAAAAUUUAUUGAUAUGAAAGCCUUAAUUGAUUUUAUGUACCAUGGACAAGUUAGUGUGGCAGAAAGCCAACUUUCCACUAUUUUAAAGGCUGCUGAAACUUUGAAAAUUAAAGGUUUGGGUGAGCAUUCAGUGAACUCAUCACCUACUACAUCAAAAAUUAAUCCACAGCUUCCAAAAAGUACCAAAAGUAAUUUUUUACAAGAUUCUGAAAAUUGCUCUGAAGUAAGCCAGUUUAAAAAUGAGCCAAGAUUUCCCAUUGGUAAUAAUGCAUUUCCUGAGGAAUCUAGAAUGUCAUGUAAUAUUACUGCAGAACAAAAUGCUCCCUGUGACAGUGCGGCAGUCAGUAAACCUAGUGAUACAGCAAGUGAACAAAAUAAUCAACUAGAUACUGUUGAUGCCCAGUCAGAUAUUAUGCCUUCUAAAUUGAUGGAACAAAGUAUGGUCACUGAAGGGGUAUUUCAAGAAAAGUCAUUCAUGGAAAAUCAGAUUGCAUCAUCCGAUCCUGAUGAAGACAAUGAAAGUGUUACUUAUGAUAGUGUUCGUAUAAAUCUGCCUGAAAAUAUGCUACAUUCUGAACUACAUAGUUCUAAUCCUUUCAAUCAAAGUUUUCAUUCUCUUCUCAAAGAUUCAAAUGUUUGUGCUGAUAAUCAAUUAACUGGAGAGAUGACAGAAAGUGCAUUUAAUGAUGAAGGUUUGUUGCCUGAAGAAAAGUGUAAUAUUAUGAUUCAGAGGGCUAGUUCUACAAUACCUGGAAAUCUUUCUGAUACACAGAGAUCUGUCUUUCCAGGUCCAAAACGAGGUCGAAAGCCUGGAAGUCGUUUGUGUGUACUUUGUAAGCAUGUCUUCAACAGUGAAUCUGAUUUUAAAUCUCAUAUGGAUGGUCACAGAAGUGGAUCUAUUUGCCCUGAUUCCGAUUCAGAAAGACUGCCUCAAAUGUCAGAUUUAGAAGAUCCUCCAUUGGUAUCUGAAAAGAACUUGCUGAGAUUACCUUUACAUUGUACAACUUGUAAUUAUGUCAUGACAACUCUCAGUGAUGCACAAAGCCAUCUCAGUACAAAUCCACAAUGCCGCACCUCUCAGUUCAAAUGUCAUUUGUGUCCCAAAAUAUUUAUUUGGCCUGCAACUCUAAUGAAACAUUUCCGUGAACAACAUGAAGGUCCAGGAGGGACAACAAGAGUUACACGAAGAUUAUGGUUCUUUUGUGAUGUAUGCAAAAAACCACUGCUUAGCAAGCAUGCUCUCAGUUUGCAUAGAAGUAAAUUUCAUGGACUCUCAUUUCAUCCUACUGCACAAGGUUCUAUGGAAAGUGCAGUAAAAUGCAAAAGAGGCCGAAAACAAGGCACUAGAGUAUGCAGAUUUUGUAAAAGAACUUUUACUACAGCUAUCGAUUACCACACACAUCUUCAAACUUUUCAUAGAAAUGUCAAUUCAUUUGACACUGCUUUGGAAUCGUCUCUGGACAUGAAUGAAUCUGUCUCCUCUAUGGAAAACGAAUCAAACUCAGCUCAAAGUGGAAAUUCAAGAAUGUGAAAUCCUUUUUGUUUUCUAUUUGUAUACCAGUAAUAUUGGUCUCAUUAUAAGUUAUCUAUAGAAAAUUUUCACUCUUAAUACAUUUAAAUAAUUAAGUGGAACUAUAACUUUGUCUAUUACUAUGAUUAUUCAAUUUAUUUAUGAGAUGAAGUUUGU